AUGAACUUCAGGGACGGGCCGGCGGAGGACGGCGCGGACCGGGACGCGGAGGCCGAGGAGCCGCUGUGGACGAGCCGGGCGGUGAACGGCAGCCGGCUGGUGUCCUACAGCUGCCGGGAGAACUACUCGGACUCUGAGGAAGAGGCGGCCGAAGACGCGGCCUCCGCCCGACAGGUGUUGAAGGACGACCCCCUUCCGCGGCACCGGCCCAGACGGACCCACAGUAAGCCGCCUUCCCCGCUGGCUGCGAAGGCUGCCGGCGGCCGGCUGGAGCCCGCGGCCCCAGGAGGGGCAGGGCUCGCGAUGAAUGACAGGGCGGCGGCCGCCGGGAGUCUAGACAGGAGCCGCAGCCUCGACGAGGCGGCGGCGGAGCAGCGAGGAGGCUGCGAUCAGGGGGACUCCAGCCCGGUGCCCAGAUUCCGCGCCAGCGCCAAGAAACUGCCCCCGGUCCUGUCCCCGCAGCUUACUGACGUGGACUCAACCUUGGAUUCUUCCGCAGGCUCCCUUCUUAAAACCAACAAUCACAUCGGUGGUGGGGCCUUCGCUGUGGACGCCCCCAGGAUCUACUCCAACAGCCUCCCUCCCACUGCGGCCGGGGUCGCCUCCGGCUCACUCAGGAUCAAUCACGCCAAUCACACGGGCUCCAAUCAUACCUACCUGAAAAACGCGUACGGCAAACCCAAGCUCUCCGAACCCGAAGAGGAACUUCUCCAGCAGUUUAAACGGGAAGAGGCGUCCCCGACAGGGAGUUUCAGUGCCCACUAUUUGUCCAUGUUUCUCUUAACUGCUGCCUGCUUAUUUUUCCUAAUCCUGGGACUGACUUACCUAGGAAUGAGAGGGACUGGAGUGUCUGAGGAUGGAGGCCUCAACAGUAAGUAUUAGAUCCUGUGGGUGAGGUGACAGGGGAUGCUGCUAGAGGUCUGCUUGAGCGGCCCUUAGGCUUUUACCUGCUAGGACGUGGUUUAACUGCAACAAGCAACAGUGAGUGUGUGGGUCAUCUUUAGGAAAGAACGAAACUAUGAGAACGAGGUCCCAUGGCUGGUUUUAAGAAGUUUCUGUGCCGUGUUUUGUGAAACUCAGAGCAACUUACAGAGGGACAAAAUAUUACCAGACUGUUAGUAAAGUGCGAAUAUGUCACUUUUCUUUUAGCCUUACAUAAUUUAUGCAUGUGCCACUCAACAGUUUUAAA
Molecule: messenger RNA, 1189 nt
Organism: Otolemur garnettii (small-eared galago)
Lineage: Eukaryota; Metazoa; Chordata; Mammalia; Primates; Galagidae
Product: inner nuclear membrane protein Man1-like
Exons: 2
Coding region: 1-882 (293 amino acids)
Biological process (GO): negative regulation of BMP signaling pathway; nuclear envelope organization
Cellular component (GO): nuclear inner membrane
Molecular function (GO): chromatin DNA binding
Source: RefSeq, a predicted model, not a curated record